AUGGCAGCAGCAGUCAAGGAUCUGAAGAUCACCAUUGUCGGCGCCGGCAUGGGCGGCCUGUCAUCCGCUUUGGCCCUCGCCAAAGAGGGAUUUAAGAGCAUUGACGUCUAUGAAUAUGCCGCUGACUUGGGAUUCGUCGGCGCUGGCAUCCAGCUGGCCCCUAACAUGGCCCGCGUCCUCGACAGGCUCGGUGUGUGGGAGCCAAUUGCCAGGGAGGCCACAAACAUUAAAGACACCAGCAUCCGACAGGGCUCGACUGACGAGGAAUUGGCUCACGUGGAUCUGGGGUACGUGAAAGAGCAAUACGAUUAUCCGCACAUGGUGGGGCACCGCUUCUCCCUCGCCAACUACCUGUACGAGGGCUGCAAGAAGGAAAGCGCCAUCAAAUUCCACUUCAACACCCCGAUCAAGUCCAUUGAGUCUUUCGGCCCCAAACCCGUCGUUUUUGCUGCUCCUCGCGAUGGCUCCGAGCCACUCAGGGUGGAACCCGAUAUUCUGUUGGCGUGCGAUGGAAUCAAGAGCAACAUCCGCGUGGAGAUGCUUAAGCUUCUCAACGUCGAUGCCAAGGUCAUCGACACCAACCAGGCUGCCUACCGUAUCAUGAUCCACCGUGAUCAGAUUAAAGAUGACCCCGAACUCCUUGCUCUCCUCGACGGCGACACUGUCACCCGUUGGAUCGGUCCCAAGAGACACAUUAUCGCCUACCCCGUUGACAACAAGAACAUCUACAACCUUUCCACCACCCAACCAGACACCCACUUUGCCGCCGCCCUAGAUGCUACAUAUACCACCAAAGGGUCAAAGGAGACUAUGCUUGGUGUAUUUGGAGAUUUCUGCCCCAAGGUCCAGCGUAUGCUGAAUUAUGUUCCCGAAGGCGAGGUUUGCGAGUGGAAACUCCGCGUCCACGCACCACUGCCUACCUGGGUGCAUAAGAGUGUAGCCUUGGUUGGAGACGCCUGCCACCCAACACUGCCGCACUUAGCUCAGGGUGCUGCCCAGGCUAUUGAGGAUGCUGCCGCUAUCGCUGCUUCACUUAUCCGCCUACCAGACACAACCCCUGAAUCUAUCAACAAGGGUCUUCGCGUGUACGAGGCGAUCCGCAAAGACCGUGCUUACGCUCUAGUUGAGACUGCUGCUGCUUCUGGCCGCACCCUGCAUUUAGGUGAAGGUGCUGCACAGGAAGAGCGGAACAAGCAGUUUGCUGCCUUAAAGGCGGGUACUGGCAAAGUUCCUGAUAAGUGGGCUGAUGCAGAUGUGCAGAAGAUUCUCUACUCGUUUGAUCCCACCAAGGAAACUGAAAUUCACUUUGAUGAGAUUUUCAACAGUCUUGCGCCAGAGGAUAUCCCUGUUAAUGGCAAGGUUAACGGGGCCAACGGCCACCUCUGA
This is a messenger RNA of Talaromyces atroroseus, 1386 nucleotides long. RefSeq lists its product as hypothetical. Gene Ontology annotation, molecular function: FAD binding; monooxygenase activity. Gene Ontology annotation, biological process: secondary metabolite biosynthetic process. The transcript is spliced from 3 exons. Bases 1 to 1386 code for a protein of 461 amino acids. Lineage: Eukaryota; Fungi; Ascomycota; Eurotiomycetes; Eurotiales; Trichocomaceae. The record is from RefSeq and is a predicted model, not a curated record.